Balaenoptera acutorostrata (minke whale) is the source of this 3428-nucleotide messenger RNA. It is a transcript of the gene PROM1, whose product is annotated as prominin 1. Gene Ontology annotation, molecular function: cholesterol binding. Gene Ontology annotation, cellular component: prominosome; apical plasma membrane; microvillus. The coding region runs from base 476 to 2986 and encodes 836 amino acids. NCBI's taxonomy places the organism in Eukaryota, Metazoa, Chordata, Mammalia, Artiodactyla, Balaenopteridae. The transcript has 25 exons. The record is from RefSeq and is a predicted model, not a curated record.
GCCGCAACAGGUCCUCAAGGGCACCCUGGGCCUCGCCGGCGCUCCUCCAAGGCAGGCGCCUUUCCGGACCCGCCCCGUCCCGGGGUCUGGCCGGCGCGCGGGGCAGCGGGGCGGCCUCUCCGGAAGCCAUCCUGGUGGUCCCCGAAGCCGACUCAUAAAUCAUUCAUGAGCCGGGGCCGGGCGAGCAGGGCUGGGAGGAAAGAGGGGGGCGGCAGCGGCGGCGAGGGCUGACCGGUAGCUGGACCGGGCGCACGGGAUGGUGCUUUGAUCGACUGACUGUACCCCCUCAGCCGAGAAGGUUCUCUGCCACCCUUCACCGCAUGCCAACCCAGCCAGAAAACCAAGGAUUCCGCAGACUCAGUCCUCGCCACGCCUCUUCCGCACAGAAACACACUCCUGUCUUCCCCAAGGCUUCCAGAACCUCUGAAGAGGGAGGCCCCCAGUUCUACCUCAUGUUUGGGGCAUCUUGCUAGCCAUGGCCCUUCUCCUUGGCUUCCUGCUGCUGCUGGGGCUUCAUGGGGACACCAUGUCAGAGGGGCCGCCGCCAUCAUCCACAUACAUUCCUGAUGGUUUGGAAUUUGAAUUUCCUCCAACGAACUAUGAGACCAAAGAUUCUUAUGAAGCUGGACCCACUGGCAUCUUCUUUCAAAUUGUGCACAUCUUUCUACACAUGGUGCAGCCUAAUGCUUUCCCUGAAGAUAUUUUAAGAAAAGUUGUCCAGAAGAAGUUUGACCUCUCAACGGAUUAUGAGAAGAUUAUCUACUAUGAGAUCGGGAUUAUUACCUGUGCUGUCCUGGGAUUGCUGUUUAUUAUUCUGAUGCCUCUGGUGGGGUUUGUCUUUAGUUUGUGUCGUUGCUGUAACAAGUGUGGUGGAGAAAUGCACCAGCGACAGAAGAAAAAUGGGGCCGCCCUCAAGAACUACUUUACACUCUCCCUCUUGGUGAUUUGUAUAUUUAUAAGCAUUGGUAUCAUCUAUGGUUUUGUGGCGAACCAACACAUAAGGACUCACGUUGAAAAGACGCGGAAAUUGUCAGAAAGUAAUUUCAACGACUUGAGAACUCUCCUGAAUGCAACUCCAGGGCAAAUCGACUAUGUACUGGACCAGUAUACCACCACAAAGGCAAGGGCAUUCUCAGAUCUGGACAAUAUUAAGUUGUUGCUGGGAGGCGGAAUUUUCGAACACCUCAAGCCUAGAGUGGUCCCUGUGCUGGAUGACAUCAAGGCCAUGGCAGAAGAAAUCCAAGAGACCAGAGAAACCCUGGUCGAAGUGAACAGUAUCUUAACGGACAUGAGACACUUAUCUGCAAAUCUUAGCAACAGCCUGAGUAACGUGAAAAGGAACCUGGAGCAAGCACUCAAUGACCCCAUGUGCUCUGUGCACCCGGUAAUGACCACUUGCAGCAACAUUAUGAACUCUCUACGCCUUCUGGAUGGCAGCAUCGAUUUUGAUCAGCUCCCAUCUUUGGAUGAACAAAUUGGUAACCUUAAUGAUAUUCUUCAAACAAAUUUGUCCAGCCUAGUCCAAAAGGGCUACAAAUCUUUUAAUGCUAUACCUGGGAUAGUGCAAAAUGAAACCGUGCACGUCGUAUCAGAUGUCAAAAUGACCUUGGAUUCCAUUGGUUCUGAUAUCAAAAAUAUAAGCAAAAAUAUUCCUAUUCAGGAUAAGCUGUCAAAUUUCAUUCGUUACCUUAACGACACGGAAAAUUACAUCCACCGCCAUUUACCCACUUUGGAAGAAUAUGAUUCAUACAGGUGGCUGGGUUCCUUGGUCGUCUGCUGUUUACUGACCCUCAUAGUGAUUUUUUAUUGCCUGGGCUUAUUGUGUGGCACGUACGGCUACAACCAGAAUGCCACCCCAACCAGACGAGGCUGCGUCUCAAACACUGGAGGCAUCUUCCUCAUGGUCGGGGUUGGAUUCAGUUUCUUCUUUUGUUGGCUAUUGAUGACCAUCGUGGUUCUGACUUUUGUUGUUGGUGGAAAUGUGGAAAAACUGGUCUGUGAACCUUACCAAAACAAAAAGUUAUUCCAGGUUUUGGACACGCCAUAUUUACUAAAUGCGGAUUGGAAAUACUAUCUCUCUGGCAUGGUAUUUAACAAACCAGAUAUUCAUCUCACUUUUGAACAAGUUUACAGCGAUUGCAAAGAAAAUAAAGGCAUUUAUGCCACACUUAAGCUAGAGAACACCUACAAUAUCAGUGAAUUUCUCAGCAUUAAAGAGCAUACCGGAAACAUAAAUAAUAAUUUUGAAAAUAUGAAUAUAAGAAUCGACAAUAUAGUUCUGCUGGAUGAGGCAGGAAAAAGAAACCUUAUGGAUUUCAGCUCUUCAGGAAUAGACAAAAUAGACUAUGGUGCCUUCAUGGCUGCGACUGGGAAAAAUCCCACAAAAGUGAAUCUUUUAUCAUUUGCAAAUGAUCUAGAAGUAAAAGCAAACCACUUGCCCCAAGGAAAUUUGAAACAGACCCUGAAAAAUAAUGCAGGAAUCUUAAGAAAUAUUCAUCGUGAUGAAAUCAUUCCUUUGCAAAAAUUAAUGAGUGCUGUGCACCAAAAAUUGAAGGACCUUCAACAGAAAAGCAGUGGAUUGGGGGUGAAAGUGGCCAAUAUCAUUCUCGUUUUGGAUUCUGCUCAGGACUUAAUCACAAACCAAAUCUCCACAAUUAUUGCUGAAGAAAGUAAGAAGUAUGGGAAUUCGAUAAUGAGCUACUUUGAACGUUAUCUGCAGUGGGUCAAGAUCUCUAUCACUGAGCAAAUGGCAGCCUGCAAACCAGUGGCCACCGCCCUAGAUUCAGCUAUUGAUGUCUUUCUGUGCAGCUACAUUAUCGACCCCCUGAAUUUGUUUUGGUUUGGUAUAGGAAAAGCUACCGCAUUUUUACUUCCGGCUAUCAUUUUUGCUGUAAAGCUGGCUAAGUACUACCGUCGAAUGGAUUCUGAAGAUGUAUAUGACGAUGAUGUUGAAACUAUACCCAUGAAAAAAUAUGGAAAAUGCUAAUACUGGUUCUCGUAGACAUCAAUCCUCCAGUAUGGAAAAGGCCAAUAUCGGUUCUCAUAGACAUCGAGACACCCAGACAAAUUGAACAAAGUUUUUAAACAGAUCCAACUGCACGAGUUCAUGACCUGCAGCAUCUCCAAAUAUUGGGAAAGAAACCUUCCGUUCAGGAGCUUACAGAGUUCAGUGGGUCACAUGGAGUAUGCACUGACCGGCCUAAGAGUGGAAAGCGCGCACGCCUAUUUUUUAGAAGUUUUGCUUUAAUCAUCUGAGCCUUCUAUGAAAAUUUUAAUAUGUAAAACAUUCAUGAAUUCCCACUUUAGCCUUUGGAGCAAGACAGGAAUUUGAGCACAUUUCAUCCAAUGGGAACUUCGACUCCUAGUUAGAGAAAGUCCAGAAAAUAGCAGAUCUGUGUGUGAACAAUAAAAGAAUGAUUUCAGAAUUA